This is a messenger RNA of Sordaria macrospora k-hell, 1536 nucleotides long. The record is from RefSeq and is a predicted model, not a curated record. Lineage: Eukaryota; Fungi; Ascomycota; Sordariomycetes; Sordariales; Sordariaceae.
AUGCGCCUCGACCGCCAUCCCAUCCCUACAAUCCUUCCUCCCCAUCCUGUUCCUGUUUUUUUGGUCUGGUCAAACAUUGCCAACCUCAAUGUCCGGGCUAUGGCUCCCGAGGAGCGCAGUCGCAUCGAAAAGUCUCUCCUUCGCAAGCUUGAUGCUCGGUGCUCCUACUUCGUUAUCAUCUAUAUCUUGAACUACCUGGACCGAAACAACAUUGGUGCUGCCCGUCUCAAGGGUCUUCAGGAUGAUCUCAAACUGGACGACACCCAAUACGCGACAUGUCUCUCCAUCCUUUACGUGGGAUACAUUCUCAUGCAGGUCCCUUCGAACAUGUUCAUCAACCGAAUUCCUCGGCCAUCGCUAUACAUCUCGGUAAUCAUGUUGAUCUGGGGUCUCAUCUCGACCUUGACCGGUAUGGUCAAGGGCUUUGGCGGCAUGGUUGCCAUCCGUUUCCUGCUGGGUUUCGUCGAAGCCGCCUUCCUGCCCGGAGCGCUCCUGAUUCUCAGCAAGUGGUAUACCCGUCGUGAGCUCACCAAGCGCAACGCCAUCCUCUUCUGCGGCAACCUCAUCUCGAACGCUUUCUCUUCUCUCGUCGGUGCUGGCGUCUUGUCCAACAUGGACGGCGUGCUGGGUCACAGGGCCUGGAGGUGGCUAUUCUAUAUCGAAGGUGCCGCCACCAUGUUCGUCGCCGUCUGUGCGGCUUUCAUCCUUCCCGACUUGCCGACCAACAGCCGCGGAUUCACUGAAGAGGAACUCUUGGUCGCCCAGUUGCGCAUGACUGAAGAUGUUGGUGAGGCCGAUAGCGACUCGGCUAAUAUGGGCAUCUUUGACGGCUUGAUCAUGGUCGUCAAGGACUGGAAGGUUUACCUCAUGAUGUUGACCUUCACCGCAUACACCCUUGGCUUGAGUUUCAACGCCUUCUUUCCUACACUCACUGGUACUCUUGGCUUUGGAUAUGUCCCCACUCUCCUUAUGAGCGCCCCUCCCUGGGUCUUCGCCUGUAUCUUCUCGCUCAUCAACGCCUGGCACUCUGAUCGCACGCAAGAGAAGUUUGGUCACAUUGUCGGCCCCAUUUGCAUGGGUCUUGUCGGGUUCGUCAUCAGCAUGGCCACCCUCAACACGGCCGCGAGAUACGUCGCCCUCUUCCUGCAAGCGGGCUCGUACGCUGGCUUCAUCGUCUUCUACUCGUGGAUCAGCUCUUCGUUCCCCCGCCCGCCUGCUAAGCGUGCUGUCGCUCUUGCCAUGAUCAACGCUUUCAGUCAGCUUGGCAACGUCGCGGGAUCGUACGUGUGGGAUCUCAAAGAGAACGGCUACCGCAAGAGUUACGGCAUCGUGACUGCCAUGUUCGGUAUUACAAUUGUCGGCUGCUGGGUGAUCCGCAUGGUGCUUGUCAACCAGAACAAGAAGCUUGCGCUUGGAGAGGAAAGUGCGUGGGAGGUGCACGACGAUGUGGCCAACCAGACUGCGAGGGUGGAGGAAUUGAAGAGCGAAGGUGCGGAUUUGAAGCCACAGCAGAUUGGGUUCAGAUAUCUUGUUUGA